Acyrthosiphon pisum (pea aphid) is the source of this 1213-nucleotide messenger RNA. RefSeq lists its product as uncharacterized. The coding region runs from base 334 to 1194 and encodes 286 amino acids. Lineage: Eukaryota; Metazoa; Arthropoda; Insecta; Hemiptera; Aphididae. The record is from RefSeq and is a predicted model, not a curated record. The transcript is spliced from 4 exons.
GGCUUUGAUUAGGUCAUUGAAAAAUCAAAAAAGUUUUUCCUGCACAAUGGUAAACGCUAUAGUUUGCAUAGGAAUCGUUUCAAAUGACGAUUACGAUAUGCUUCGAACGUUUAAGACUCUCAAAGCCGACGCAUUGAUCAAUUGUAAUCGCAGUCACGUUGUGUACGUUAAAGUAUUAUAUUAAACCGUACUGGUUUUUUUUUUAUUGUUGCAGCUGUCAUAUUGGAUACGCUAAAACCCCAAGAAUACGGUUUUCAAGACAUUAGCCUGUACGGAUUGAAUACAUUGAACGUGUUUUUCCGAGAGAACCAGCAGAAUCCCGAAACACAUCCGAUGGUAUUUGACAUGGUAACGAGGAUGUUCGAACUGUACUUUGCCGAGGACGUCGAUAGAAACAUCAACCAAAAUAUUCUAUUGGAUCUGUUGCAUUUCAUUAAAAACGCUAUAAUUCGUUACAACGACCAAGUCGAACUGUUUGUAAAAGCCAAAGGAAUAGAACACAUAUUAAGCGCUUUAACCAUUUCCAAAUAUCCCAUACAGCUCGUGAUUCUGACGACACUUGUAGAUUUGGCCGUAUUCAAAUCAGCCAAAUGUCACAUCAAGAAAUGGAAAUCUGCCAAGACGGGAAAGGGCUACCUGGAAUUAGUGUGUGAGAUUUGGAGACGCGAAAUAGUCCGGUUUAACUUUAUAGACGACGAGUUCGUGUUCCAGGAGCAGCGGGACGCGACCACGGCGAUAAACUUGGCCAGCCUGUGCAGCCCGGCGGUGGAGUCCAUGUUCAUGUGCGCACAGCCCAAAAUAUAUCUGCUCGUGCACCUGGUGGAGUUUGCCGAGUCGGAAAAAAAUCAUCGGUUGCAGGACCGGUACAGAGACAAACCCGACGACGACAUCGAGGAGAGCACGAUUCGGGCCUGCAGCCUGGUGCCCGAUCUCCAAGACAAGGCCACCUUGGCGCACAUUUACCACUAUUAUUCACUGAAACUCGGAGAGAUCUGGAACGAGAACGAUAUCGUCGCGAAGACCGGUGACGUCGACGGCGUGGAGUUGAUGUCCGCCAUAUCGCAGUCUGUCGAAGCCAUGGCGGGCCGGCACUCAUACUUGACCGCUUUGAUCACAAUGAUCAAAAGUCGUGUCGCUGACUUACACGCGGGCGAGUCGGUAAGUCACAAACGAUAUAAUAUUGUUGUACGGUAAAUCACGCGUGUGUGGCGAU